AUGAUGAGUAACACAGCCUUGUCGUCCCACACAAGCACCGUGUCGAUCAGAAACUCCCUGCCUAGCCACAAAGAUCUCAAAGUCCAAUGCCAAUCCUUUAGCCAAGAUUUGGGAUACCAUAUAGUGCAUCCCACAGGAUCCUACACUUUCCGUUACGCAGAAUGGGGUCAAGGUGAUGACGAGCACAAAUUCUGUCGUCUAUGGCAAGGACCUAACUUCAAGCAUCACCAAGUCUUUGAUGUUGACAAUGGCGACGUAUGGGAAGCUAGAGAAGACGGUAUAUACCUAUCUUUGGAUCACUUGGAGGAUCACCGUGAUCAGUUUGCGUUCCUGUAUCCUUGGGAUGAUCAAAGUGUUAAGUUACAUGGGCUUCCAAUUCAAAACCAAUUGGCAAUGAGUGGAGAGGCCCACAUCCCUUAUAUACUACUUGAGAUCCCUUCCAAUUUCCGAUGUGGGAUAUUUAUCCCUAAUAUACCCCCUCGAGACGAUGGCCAGAGUGGAGAGGUCCACAUCCCUUAUAUACUACUUGAGAUCCCUUCCAACUUCCGAUGUGGGAUAUUUAUCCCUAAUAUGCCCUCUCGAGACGAUGGCUAUUUGGCCAUCGAUCUCGGUAUGUUCGGACUUGGAUCGCCAGCACCAAUUUUGGGCAUAGUUGAUGAUUGGACCAACUAUGGGUCGGAUCGGGUUGGAAUGUAUGGAUCGGGGCUCUGA
Microthlaspi erraticum is the source of this 711-nucleotide messenger RNA. The record is from the annotation of a GenBank genome assembly. Lineage: Eukaryota; Viridiplantae; Streptophyta; Magnoliopsida; Brassicales; Brassicaceae.